Messenger RNA from Brienomyrus brachyistius, 3606 nucleotides. It is a transcript of the gene camk4, whose product is annotated as calcium/calmodulin-dependent protein kinase IV. Gene Ontology annotation, biological process: protein phosphorylation. Gene Ontology annotation, molecular function: ATP binding; calcium/calmodulin-dependent protein kinase activity; calmodulin binding. NCBI's taxonomy places the organism in Eukaryota, Metazoa, Chordata, Actinopteri, Osteoglossiformes, Mormyridae. The transcript has 10 exons. The record is from RefSeq and is a predicted model, not a curated record. Bases 1226 to 2134 code for a protein of 302 amino acids.
UACCACAGCUGUCCAACGUGUACCACAGCCUUCUAACAUGUACCACAGCUGUCCAACGUGUACCACAGCCUUCUAACAUGCACCACAGCCUUCCAAUAUGUACCACAGCUGUCCAAUAUGUACCACAGCCUUCCAAUGUGUACCACAGCUGUCCAACGUGUACCACAGCCUUCCAAUAUGUACCACAGCUGUCCAACGUGUACCACAGCAUUCCAGCGUGCAUCACAGCCUUCUAACAUGCACCACAGCCAUCCUACACUCACUACAGCUUUCCAAUGCACAAGAUGAGCUUUCAGUGUGCGCUAUGGCACACACCAUGGCCUUCCAGCACAUGUUGCACCAUGGUUCUUGGGGAAUGUUGCCGCUCUGUGCUUGUAUAUGGAUGGUAUAACAGUAAAGCCAACUUGGUUUGAUUCAACUUGGCUUAACUUGACUCAAUUUGACUUGAUUCUGCUCAACUGACUUGACUUGCCUUGAUAUCCUCCUUUGCAUAUGCUGGUGCAGGCAGGUCCUGCUGUCCGAAGUCAGCAGGACGCCAUUCUCCCAGCGCGUGGGAACACCGGCAGGAAGUGCCGUCAUGCACGGCUGCCUGUCCCAUGCUGCUGCUAUUUAUCUAACAAUUAGGCAGCGAUUAGAUACCAUCCUGUAUUUUCACGUCGGCUGUAUCAACUAUAUUCUUCUUUAUCAACUUAAUUCAUACGUAAAUUUGUUAAGAUAAAUUUAUGAUCCCUGAACACAGGAAAAGACAGAGUCAGAGGCAGGAUUUGGGGAAUGAAGUAACGUAGUGUUUUUGGCGUGUAGAUAGCAUUGGUUCCUGUAUGAUGUGCGGUAAUGGUCCUGUAAUGUCUGCCAGAAGGGGGGAGAGAGAAAAUAGCCUGUACUGGGUGACUGGCAUCUUUUAUGAGGUGGUCUGCAUUUCUAUAGGAUACUCUGAGCUGGUAGUAAUCUCAGUGGUCUUCACCCUUUGCCGGUGUAUCGGUCAUGUGACAUUAUAUACGCUGUCAUGUGACCGUGCAUGUGGCAGCCCAUGUGGAUGUUUUGGUUUCUUAGCUUCCUCUCUCUUCCUCCUACAAUGAUGUCAUCUUCGCUCCAGAUUUCUAGCCGCCAAAGGUGAGAGUCCGACUCCUUUCAGUUUGGAAUUUUUGGCCAGAGGGGCGGCGGUGCUGCUGAGUCCUUCUUUAUACCCGCUUUAGGUUCUACUGAGGCCCGAGAAAACUGCCCGGCAAUGCAGGUUGAUAAGAAGAUCGUGAGGACGGAAAUCGGUGUUUUACUUCGACUCUCACAUCCAAACAUUAUUAAAUUGAAAGAGAUAUUCGAGACCCCGGCCGAGAUCAGUCUGGUUCUGGAGCUGGUCACUGGGGGAGAGUUGUUUGACAGGAUCGUCGAGAAGGGGUAUUACAGUGAGCGGGACGCCGCUGAUGCUGUCAAACAGAUCCUGGAGGCCGUUGCGUACCUGCAUGAGAACGGAGUGGUGCACCGGGACCUAAAGCCAGAGAACCUCCUAUAUGCUACUUCAGCUCCAGAUGCCCCUCUCAAAAUAGCUGAUUUUGGUCUUUCAAAAAUCGUGGAUGACCAGGUCACUAUGAAGACAGUAUGUGGGACUCCAGGGUAUUGCGCUCCUGAAAUCCUUCGGGGUUGUGCCUACGGACCUGAGGUGGACAUGUGGUCGGUGGGAGUCAUUACAUACAUCUUAUUGUGCGGCUUCGAACCGUUUUUUGACGAACGGGGUGACCAGUACAUGUUCAAGAAGAUUCUUAACUGCGAAUAUGAGUUUGUCUCCCCCUGGUGGGAUGACGUGUCUCUAAAUGCCAAGGACCUGGUGAAGAAGCUGAUCGUCCAGGAUCCAAAGAAGCGGCUGAGCACAGUGCAGGCCCUGCAGCACCCCUGGGUGACGGGCAAGGCCGUCAACUCCGCCCACAUGGACACAGCACAGAAGAAACUGCAGGAGUUCAACGCUCGCCGCAAGCUCAAGGCGGCCGUGAAGGCUGUGGUGGCCUCCUCACGGCUAGGCAGCGCCGGCAGCCACAACAGCACCGACAACAGUAAGAUCAGCUGUAACCACUCUCCUGUCCAGGAGGGGGCGCCAGAUAGACAGGCUCAGCAAACCCACCAGCCGAAACAGGGGGACUCCUAAACGUUUGUGUCUUGGGCUUUCCGUUGGAUCGGAAGAUGUCGUCAUCUUGUGAGAAUAAGAAAAGGCUGAUUUUAACGAAUGAAAUGAGACCGUCUCACAGGUCGGGGGCAGUGCUGACCUCAAACAAUUUUGCAUGUGACUGCUUAUGAUUUAAACAAAAUGAAAAAAAAAAUGCCGCAUGAACGAACCUACGUGACAGCGUGACUAUACAGCUUCAUCUUGAAAUGGCCAUUUGCGAAGCUGACAGUUCCUUCCACUGAAACACCUUUCCAUGAACUACAUUGAGGAGCUUCACCUGAUGGACAUGGAGGAAACAAUGUUUUUGCUGUUUGUAAUGGUUGCAUUUUAGUAAACUUCAUUUCGUUAAUAAGAUACUGUAAGUUAGGUAUGGUACAGCAUUCUAGGGUUACCGCCGAUUGGGGUGAAUAGGGAAGGUGGUGGUGUUGUUUACAGAACUUAUUUAGGGUUAUAUGCAAUACAUUCCGUUUAAAAUACAGGCAUAUACCAACCAAUAAAUGGCCAUAGAAUUGUAACUUUACUACAUUUUGAAAAAGAAUGCCUUAUCCACUUGUUUAUACACUUUGAUAGAAACAUGUUACAUAUCAUGUUUAAUAAUAAGGUCAAAAUCCAUGUGUGGAAAAAACACAUCCUUAGGACACGUGGUAGGAGAUACAAUAUCUUGUAGAAUCUAAGCUGUUCCGUAGUGUUUACAGUGCUUCUGACAUUAAACACAAGCUACCAAAAUACUUAAUUCAUAAAGUUGCCCUACGUUUUUACUCAAGAAACAUAGAAGACAUUGUGAAGACGUUUACUAACGUAUUAUCUGAAUAAUCUGUUAGUGCCAAAUACAAUUGCGCUUGAAGACUGUACUGCUUUCUCAGAAUGUCUGAAAUAUGCCUUCCCUCUUAAAUCUAAACUGAAAUAUGAUUUGUGCUUAAAUUAAUUAUAUUAUCAUGUAACAUCCAUCUGUCCAUCCUCCAACUGCUUAUCCAGAGCAAGAUCGCGGCUAGUAUGAAACUUAUUCAAUGCAAAUAUUGGGUAACUGGUGUUUUUUUUUCAAUGGCAGCUUCUCCAAAUUAAUAUAUCAAGCUUGAUUUGUCCAGGAAUGUUUUCACGAGUAUGUUUUUUGAACUUGCCGAUAUGUUCAUGUGCAUGAUCGUUUUUAAGGCCAGAGUCAGGGAUCAUAACUCCUACCCUCCAUAACAAUGGCUGGUUUAAGCUAGAAGCCUAUAGAGAAUCAGAGGUUUGCUGUUGAUUAGGGGACGUUGUUUUGCAUGUGGGAAUGUACUAUUACAUUAAAUAACUGCUGCGACUGUCUUUCAAUAAUGCAUUGUAUUUUGCAGUAUACAAUAAUUACACAAUAUGGAAGUUCCCAUUUUGUAUAUUUAAAGUUUAUAUAAAUCUAAAGAUAGUAUGUUUCUGUAUAUGAAUGAGCAUUUGAACAGUAAAAACGGACUACUCUUUAAAUGGCA